Lutra lutra (Eurasian river otter) is the source of this 657-nucleotide messenger RNA. Its product is annotated as leukocyte immunoglobulin-like receptor subfamily A member 6. The record is from RefSeq and is a predicted model, not a curated record. Gene Ontology annotation, molecular function: inhibitory MHC class I receptor activity. Gene Ontology annotation, biological process: cytokine-mediated signaling pathway. NCBI's taxonomy places the organism in Eukaryota, Metazoa, Chordata, Mammalia, Carnivora, Mustelidae. The transcript has 4 exons. Bases 34 to 552 code for a protein of 172 amino acids.
CCUACGGUCACAGUGGUCCCUCUGUCUGCACAGAUGGAACCAGAGAGAGGAGACACCAUGACACUCACCCUUACAGUCCUGCUCUGUCUUGGGCUGAGUGUGGACCCCAGGACCAGAGCACAGACAGGGACCCACCCCAAACCCACCAUCUGGGCUGAUCCAGGCUUUGCAAUCCCCUGGUGGACAUCUGUGACCAUCUGGUGUCAGGGUGGCCUGGAGGCCCAGGAGUACCACCUGCAUAAAGAGGGAAAGUUAGAGACCUGGGACAGACAGAAGCCACUGGAGCCCAGGGACAAGGUCAAGUUCUUCAUCAGAUACAUGAGAGUUAUGCAUACAGGAAGAUACCACUGUAACUAUCUCAGUCCCACUGGCUGGUCAGAGUUCAGCGAACCCCUGGUGCUGGUGAUGACAGGAUUACAGAACAAACCCCAGCUCUCAGCCCUGCCCAGUCAUGUUGUGACCUCGGGAGGGAAUGUGACCCUCCAGUGUGGCUCAUGGUUAGGAUUUGACAGGUUUGUCCUGAUGAAGGAAGGAGAGCACCAGCCUUCCUGAAGCCUGGUCUCCCAGAGAGCCCCCCGUGGUGGGACCCAGGCCCUGUUCCCUGUGGGCCCCGGGAACACCAGCCUCAGAUGGAUAUUCAGAUGCUAUGGCUAUUAC